AUGCCUGCUGAACGCAAGCAAAACAGCCAGAUUAGAAAGGCUGCCCGCACCAAUACUCCUAAAAAACGACGCACCGACACAGACAGACCGCCCCUCUUCCCGCUACCCUCCCUCUCCAUUGAGGAUACCGGCGAACCUGUUAUUUCCAUACAUGUCCAACCGCAUGCCGAAAUAGGGAAUAGCCGCGGACUGACCUGGACGAUGAACGAGCGCCCCGCCGAGCAACUCCAGAAAGGGAGACUGAUAACGAUGUCGGCGGGCGGCGAAGUGACGGGAAUUGGAAGGCUAUCGGCCGUCAUGGAUCUUCGCAGACACUGGGUCACCUUUGCGGUGUCAGGUGCCAACCUUCCAUGUGACAUACGCGUGCCGAUCCCAUGGGCGAUCCUAGAAGGACUCGAGAGCUUCACGCACCAAUACCACUACUUCGGCCUCAAUAAUAACCCCCCCCCGCACACCUCCUUCCGAGACAUCCCAGCCUUCCACGACACCAACUAUAACCCGUACGAAUUCGACAUCGAAGACGAGGACAUCGCCUCCUACACGCGUCGUAUCGCUGACAUCACCGGAGCAAACCAAUGA
This is a messenger RNA of Rhodofomes roseus, 579 nucleotides long. RefSeq lists its product as uncharacterized. The transcript has a single exon. The record is from RefSeq and is a predicted model, not a curated record. Lineage: Eukaryota; Fungi; Basidiomycota; Agaricomycetes; Polyporales; Fomitopsidaceae. Bases 1 to 579 code for a protein of 192 amino acids.